AUGGAUCAACUUGUUGAUGAUAUAGAACGUAUAUUCCACGAUCAAACCACCGUGUUCAAACUCAACCUAUCCUUUGGCUUCAUUCUUUUCAAUAACGAGACUGUACAGAUGCAGUACCAUCACUCUUCAGUGAAUAACGCUCGGGUAUUUGACACCGCCUUCCAGAUUAGGAACCUCGAAGAUCUACAGCAAGUGCGCGAGGCUUUAGAAAAUAUCGACAUUCAUGAAUGGGCUCGGCAACAAAGACCAAACUCCAAAUGGGUCGUCAUGGAUUUCACCAACGCUACGUUUUAUGUGACCAAACUUCGCGAUUAUCCCAUAGGUUGCAGUGUCCGGCUACCUGAAUAUGCGGUAGAGAAUCCUACCAUCGUGUCGCUAGAUUGUGAUGAUAACAAUGGUUUACCGUACGAAGACAAACUCUGUUUCUUUCGUUGUUUGGCCUUGCACAAAGGUUGUCACCCCCAUAACCUGGAGCGCGUCACACAACAUUUUUAUGAACAGUAUGACGAUAGUGAUGAUUUUGACAGUGAGACUCUCGAAGAGCUCCCAGAGUUGGAGAAAUUAUUCGAACUGAACAUUUACGUGUACAGACUUGUGGAAGUGUAUGAUGAGGAUAAAGACAAGACCGAGAUCGUGGCUCAACUUCUCCAACUCGACCUGUACGGAAGCCACUUCAGCUAUAUCAAGAAUCUAAAAAUGUACUCGAAAUCGUACUGUUGUUUAAAUUUGACAAGAUGUGGAAGACAGCGAGAGCUUUGA
Molecule: messenger RNA, 759 nt
Organism: Paramuricea clavata
Lineage: Eukaryota; Metazoa; Cnidaria; Anthozoa; Malacalcyonacea; Plexauridae
Source: the annotation of a GenBank genome assembly